Phodopus roborovskii (desert hamster) is the source of this 836-nucleotide messenger RNA. It is a transcript of the gene Ptgds, whose product is annotated as prostaglandin D2 synthase. The record is from RefSeq and is a predicted model, not a curated record. NCBI's taxonomy places the organism in Eukaryota, Metazoa, Chordata, Mammalia, Rodentia, Cricetidae. Gene Ontology annotation, molecular function: small molecule binding. The coding region runs from base 97 to 672 and encodes 191 amino acids. The transcript has 7 exons.
GGGUCUCCACAGUGCCCUCUGCUCCUCCUGCCCACGGUCUUCCUUGCUCUCCCCACAUUGCUGGCUUCAGGCCCAGACACUGCUCCUCUCCAGGCAAUGGCUGCUCUUCACGUGCUGUGGAUGGGGCUGGUCCUGUUGGGGCUCUUGGGAUUCCCACAGGCACCAGCUGAGAGUGACAGCCAUGACUCCGUGCAGCCCAACUUUGACCAAGACAAGUUUCUGGGGCGCUGGUACAGUGCAGGCCUGGCCUCCAAUUCAAGCUGGUUCCGGGAGAAGAAGUCAAUACUGUUUAUGUGCAAGACAGUGGUAGCUCCCUCCUCAGAUGGCGGCCUCAACCUCACCUCUACCUUCCUCAGGAAAAACCAGUGUGAAACCAAGGUCAUGGUGCUGCAGCCUGCAGGGGUUCCCGGACAGUACAACUACAACAGCCCCCAUUGGGGCAGCAUCCACUCCGUCUCCGUGGUAGAAACCAACUAUUUUGAGUACGCACUGCUGUUCAGCAGGGGCACCAAGGGCCCAGGCCAGGACUUCCGCAUGGCCACUCUCUACAGCCGAACCCGGACUCUAAAGGACGAGCUGAAGGAGAAAUUCACCGCCUUUAGCCAGGCCCAUGGCCUCACAGAAGAGGACAUUGUUUUCCUGCCCCAACCGGAUAAGUGCCUUCAAGAGUGAAGACAGGUGAGAGAAGCCAGUCAGUGGGCGAGCUUCACUGCGUGACCUGGCCCUCGGGACUCCUUCGCUCUGUCAUUCUUGAGGUCCUAGCCCUGGCUCCCCAAAGUGCCUCUACACCCUCCAGCUUUGUCUUGACUGAGAAAUAAAGUCCAAAGCAAGUCAGA